AUGAAUAUAACACCACGAUCGCAAUAUCUUCAUGGACCGAACUCGUAUCCCUCAUAUUUGAAUCUCCAAUCAAAUAUGGCCUCUUUACAAAUGGUUCCAGACAUUCAUAAUGAUAUUAAUCUUGACGAAAACCAGAUUUCGUACCAAAAAAAUGAUGUUGAUAAUGAUUUUAUCCAACCAAUCUCUUCAAGUAAAUUUUUACAACCAAUUCAAUGUCAUCACAUUUAUCCGUCACCUCACUUUCCUUCAUCCGAUCCUUUUCAAAAUAAUCAAGGAAAUUUUAACACAAUUGGGCCCAAAACCUCGCAUGCAUGGAACGAAUAUAAAUUCUUUUAUAAACCACUUAACGAUUUUCAAAUUUACGAUAUUUUUUGUAAAGAAAUAUCAUUUGAACAAUAUUUAAAAUAUAUUGAUGUUCAAUCAAGUAAUAAGUAUGUAUUCCCUUUUCAACAACCGGUUGAUAAGAAAAUUUAUCAAGUAACUUGCGAAAUGAUACCACAUUUAUUUGUGGUUCAAUUUUUAAAUAAGAACAUUCGCAAUAUCGAACUAAAUUUGAACGAACAACCUUAUGUGAAGUUUUCUGAACAACAUAAAAUUAACCUUAGAUUACACUUGGAAGAAUUUCUAAUCAUAAAUCUGGCACCAAAUCAAAUUUGUAAGCAAAAUUACAACUUGAGUGGAAAUUUUAUGUAA
Molecule: messenger RNA, 693 nt
Organism: Funneliformis geosporum
Lineage: Eukaryota; Fungi; Glomeromycota; Glomeromycetes; Glomerales; Glomeraceae
Source: the annotation of a GenBank genome assembly